AUGUCGGCAUCCCUACCUGGCAUCCGGGCCCUGCCCGACUCCCAGUAUGACCUCAACACAUACUGGGGUCGGGUGCAACAUGCCGCAGGACUUACUGACCCGAGGACUCUGUUUGCGGGAUCCUCCGGCCUUGAGAAGGCGAAGCGGCUGGUGGUUGACUACAAGGAAGGCCGUGUUCAGAACAUGACGCCUGAGCUGUGGCAAGCCAAGAAGAUUGUCGACUCGACUCUUCAUCCUGACACUGGCGAGCCGGUCCUGCUGCCGUUCCGUAUGUCUUCCUUUGUGCUCUCUAACCUUGUCGUAACGGCCGGUAUGCUUCAGCCGGGCCUUGGCACUCUGGGAACGAUAGGAUGGCAGGUCGCCAACCAGUCGCUCAACGUCGCGAUCAAUAGCGCCAAUGCCAACAAGUCGUCUCCUCUUAGCUACGCCCAGCUCGCCCAGUCCUACUUCAUGGCCGUCACAGCCUCCUGCUCCGUGGCCGUGGGUCUCAACAAGCUCGUGCCCCGCCUCAAGAGCAUCUCGCCCGCCACCAAGACGAUCCUCACCCGUCUCGUGCCCUUCGCCGCCGUGGCUUCUGCCGGUGCCCUCAACGUCUUCCUCAUGAGGGGCGAGGAGAUCCGCAGGGGCAUCGACGUCUUCCCUGUCCUCUCUGACGAGGACAAGCUCAAGCUGGCCGCCGACGGCAAGUCCGAGUCCGACGUCGCUUCCCUCGGCAAGAGCAAAAAGGCUGCUACCCUGGCCAAGACGGAGUGGUUGAAGCGUCGGCCCCAGCUCACCAUCCCUAUCAAUCUCGGUCUCAUUCUCGGAACCUCAUUCGCCGUGCUCCCCCUCGCGCUGGCUGCGUUCCCCCAGAGACAGAGCAUCCAGGCGGAGAGCCUCGAGCCCGAGUUCCACGGUAAGGGCGGAAAGGAUGGCCUUGUUGUGUUCAAUAGAGGAAUCUAG
This is a messenger RNA of Parascedosporium putredinis, 942 nucleotides long. The record is from the annotation of a GenBank genome assembly. Lineage: Eukaryota; Fungi; Ascomycota; Sordariomycetes; Microascales; Microascaceae.